This is a messenger RNA of Pleurotus ostreatus (oyster mushroom), 342 nucleotides long. It is a transcript of the gene MPC2, whose product is annotated as Mitochondrial pyruvate carrier 2. Gene Ontology annotation, cellular component: mitochondrial inner membrane. The transcript has 5 exons. Gene Ontology annotation, biological process: pyruvate import into mitochondria. The record is from RefSeq and is a predicted model, not a curated record. Lineage: Eukaryota; Fungi; Basidiomycota; Agaricomycetes; Agaricales; Pleurotaceae. Gene Ontology annotation, molecular function: pyruvate transmembrane transporter activity. The coding region runs from base 1 to 342 and encodes 113 amino acids.
AUGUCUGGAGCUGCUGCGUCCGCUGGAGCGUCAAAAUUCACUGCUUUCAUGAAUCACCCUGCAGGGCCCAAGACCGUCUUCUUCUGGGCACCAAUGAUGAAGUGGUGCUUGGUGGCCGCUGGUAUCAAAGACUUGACUCGGCCAGCCGAGAAAUUGAGCGUGUCCCAGAACAUUGCCCUCACUGCUACCGGCUUCAUCUGGGUGCGCUAUUCGCUUGUGAUCACACCUAUCAACUACAGUUUAGCCGCCGUCAACUUCUGCGUUGGACUGUCUGGGUUGACUCAGCUAGCACGUAUCGCACAAUAUCGUUCCGCGCAUCCCGAGGCGCCCAAAGCCGCAUAG